AUGAACAGCCCUAGUGACUUUAUUUCGGUUAAGAUGCCUUUUCCCCCUACCAUUAACCACAUCGAGUUCAUGAAGUGGAAAAAGUCGCCUAACGCCUAUAUUAUAUAUCACAACGUAUACGUCAAACAGCUCAAGAAACAAAAAGGGCGGGUAAAAAGACAAAUAGUUGCUUCGCUUGCUGGGCAUGCAUGGAAAAGCGAGCCAGAUGACGUCAGAGCUCGUUACGAACAAAUUGCAAGAGAAAUCAAGAAGGAACGAGCCGAGAAAUUUUUGGCGUCAUGCAUUCAGCACUACGUUCCCCCUAAUCGUCCGUAUCCAGAACCUGAUUCUUUUGGUGAUUCGAGUAUUUCAAGUCCUCCUUACGAAGAUUACGAAGAGGUGUUUGACAAAUACAUAAUUUAUGAAGACUAA
This is a messenger RNA of Acaulospora morrowiae, 411 nucleotides long. The record is from the annotation of a GenBank genome assembly. Lineage: Eukaryota; Fungi; Glomeromycota; Glomeromycetes; Diversisporales; Acaulosporaceae.